Molecule: messenger RNA, 1740 nt
Organism: Arabis nemorensis
Lineage: Eukaryota; Viridiplantae; Streptophyta; Magnoliopsida; Brassicales; Brassicaceae
Source: the annotation of a GenBank genome assembly
AUGGCAAAUGUUUCAUCAUUGAUCGAUUCUAUAACCUCUUGCGUCUCCAUUUUCAAAUGCCGUUUACUUCAUUGUAAAGUAGUUAAGAAUGUGAGUUAUCGACAUGGAUUUAUUGGGGACCAGCUUGUUGGGCUUUACCUGAGACUCGGUCAUGAAGUUUGUGCAGAGAAACUGUUCGAUGAAAUGCCUGAGAGAGAUUUAGUCUCUUGGAACUCUUUGAUUUCUGGGUAUUCAAAGAGAGGAUAUUUGGGUAAAUGUUUUGAGGCGUUAUCUAGGAUGAUGAGAUCUGAGAUGUGUUUUAGACCCAAUGAAGUUACGUUUUUGUCGAUUAUUUCGGCUUGUGUUUAUGGUAGAAGUAGAGAAGAGGGACAAUGCGUUCAUGGGUUGGUGAUGAAAUCUGGUGUACUUGAUGAGGAAGUGAAAGUUGUUAAUGCUCUUAUUAAUUGGUAUGGAAAGACUGGAGAUUUGACUUCAUCUUGUAAAUUGUUCGAGGAUUCAAGCGUAAAGAAUUUGGUUUCGUGGAAUACGAUGAUUUUGAUUCACUUGCUAAACGGUUUAGCUGAAGAAGGUCUGGCUUAUUUCAGCAUGAGCAGAAGGAUUGGGAAUACGCUUGAUCAAGCGGCUUUUCUGGCUGUUCUCCGUGUCUGUGAAGGCAUUGGGGUAGUGAAAUUGGCGCAAGGAAUUCACGGGCUAAUCUUGUUAAGUGGGUUUAAUGCAAACAAGUGUAUAGCGACGGGGUUAUUAGACUUGUACGCGAAACUAGGGAGGUUGGAGGAUUCGUCUACGGUUUUUCUGGAGAUUAAGUGUCCAGAUAGCUUGGCGUGGACAGCAAUGCUUGCUGCUUAUGCCACUCAUGGUUAUGGAAAAGACGCAAUCAAGCAUUUUGAGCUCAUGGUUCACUAUGGUAUUAGUCCUGAUCAUGUAACCUUCACUCACUUGCUGAGUGCUUGUAGUCACGCGGGUCUUGUCGAAGAAGGGAAGCAUUAUUUCGAAACAAUGUCUAAAAGAUAUGGAAUUGAGCCAAGGUUAGAUCACUACUCAUGUAUGGUCGAUCUCAUGGGUCGAUCGGGGUUUCUUCAAGAAGCUUAUAGAUUGAUCAAAGAGAUGCCAAUGGAAGCAAGUUCUGGUGUUUGGGGAGCUUUGCUUGGUGCUUGUAGGGUUUACGGAAAUACACAGCUCGGAGUAAAAGCCGCGGAGAGAUUGUUUGAAUUAGAGCCUUGUGAUGGUAGAAACUACAUAAUGCUAUCAAAUAUCUAUUCAGCUUCUGGUCAAUGGAAAGAUGCUUCAAGAACAAGGAAUCUGAUGAAACAGAAAGGUCUUGUAAGAGGUAAAGGGUGUAGCUACAUUGAACAUGGUAAUAAGAUUCAUAAGUUUGUUGUUGGAGAUUGGUCUCAUCCUGAAUCUGAGAAGAUACAGAAGAAGCUUAAAGAGAUUAGAAAGAAGAUGAAGAAUGAAUUAGGGUAUAAAUCAAGAACAGAGUUUGUGUUACAUGAUGUUGAUGAAGAUGUAAAGGAGGAAAUGAUUAAUCAACACAGUGAGAAGAUUGCAAUGGCUUUUGGACUUUUGAUGAUUAGUCAAAUAGAGACAAUAAUCAUAAGGAAGAAUCUUAGAAUAUGUGGAGAUUGUCAUGAAACAGCAAAAGCAAUAUCAUUGAUUGAGAAAAGAAGACUCGUUAUUAGAGAUUCUAAGAGGUUUCAUCAUUUCUCACAAGGUUCUUGCUCUUGCAGAGAUUAUUGGUAG